Molecule: messenger RNA, 1011 nt
Organism: Rotaria sp. Silwood2
Lineage: Eukaryota; Metazoa; Rotifera; Eurotatoria; Philodinida; Philodinidae
Source: the annotation of a GenBank genome assembly
AUGUGUUAUUUAAAGUUUGACGAGUUAGAAACUCUUAUUAAAGAAUCAUUUUCUUAUAUUCGAGUUUUGCGUUUUACUGCAUCUUGGGAUAGUUCUUAUCUUGAUGCUGAUCGUUGGGAACAAUUAAUUUUAAAACAUAUACCUCAUUUACGGAUAUUGGAUUUCAAAUAUACAGAAGGUCUUGAUAAUCAAUUAAUGUACAAACCAUAUCACUUAAAUUUCGAUCGAUUUCUUUCACCGUUUUGGAUUCAACGAAGAUGGUUUUUUGAGCUUAAAAUUUGUAUAAACGUGUUCCCACCAGCUACAAUUACAUAUUCGAUUCAACCAUUAAAAAAACAAUGGUACGAAUGGCACGAUGAUGCAAACUCGAAUCAAUUUGUUACUUGUUCAACUUUGGCUGAACAAAAAAGCAACAAUACUUCGUUUUCGCAUCUUCAUCUUACGGUUGAAGGUCCACCAACUGUAGAAUACUAUAGAUUAGUGCAAGGUUAUAUUUGUUCUAUUGCUGCUUUGGUACAAUUUACUAGUUUACAUAUUGAUUUGUGUCAUUUUUCAAUUUCUAUUCUGAUUCAAUUCCUAAACAUGUUACCUAAUCUUGAUUCAUUAACAAUAACAUCUGAAUUUCCAGAAAAAGCUAAAAUUUUAUCUAAAGAACAAAUUAAUAUGUUUCAUUUUGUAUCUUCUAAUAACAAAAUAACUAAGGUGAAUCUUGAACAAAUGACAGAACUCGAUCAAAUUCAUAUUAUUAUGGAUCUCUGUUUUCAUAUGUGUGAUCUUCAAGUAAAAUGUAGAAAUAUCUUCGAUGGUAAAUGGUUAAUACGUUAUGUUAUAAACAAAAGAAAUACAAAUUUUAUUCCACACUUAUGUUCAAUAUGUCUUUGGAUUUCGGAAGCAAAUGAUGAAAUGAUGAGCAAUUUACAAAUAAUAAUCGAUAUUGAAAAGUUAAUUGAUAAUUAUACAAUCAAACGUAUAUGUGAUAAAAUUUAUCUGCGAUGGAAUGAACACCUGUAA